Anopheles coustani is the source of this 2587-nucleotide messenger RNA. RefSeq names its product translation initiation factor eIF-2B subunit delta (gene eIF2Bdelta). Bases 139 to 2541 code for a protein of 800 amino acids. NCBI's taxonomy places the organism in Eukaryota, Metazoa, Arthropoda, Insecta, Diptera, Culicidae. The record is from RefSeq and is a predicted model, not a curated record. The transcript is spliced from 5 exons.
UUUUCUUUGGCAUUGAAUUUGUUCCACUACAUACGGCCCGAAACGUCUUACGCAUUGCUACGUUGCAAGUUGAAAGUGCUGCUUCAACUAUCGAGAGUCUAUCGUACAGGAUAACUACUUUUUGAAUACAACAGCAAUAUGGAGAACGUUAUCUCAACGGAAGCUGCCACGAUUAAAAAGAAACGAAAUCGUUCUCAGAGGAAGCCAAAAUCGAACACGGGAAAAAGCACAGAACAACCUAUAAAAACGAAUGCAGUGGAACAAGUUUCGGCGCAUAAGAACGAAAGCAAUCUUCCUUCUGCAUCUCCUCGGGGAUCGGUCGAUAAAGGGCAACGACAAUCUGCGGCUAAAGAGCAAGUAAUCGAUGCUGGUCAACUCAACCGCAAACCAAGCCAACGUCGCAAGCGAAAACCGAAGAGUGCAAAAGAAACGACGGACAACGCGACCGUAUUAGAAUCGCGUACGAUAGAAAACACACAAUCGAUAGAAACAGGAGACCCCCGCGAUAAACCUCGUUUAAGAAAAAUCUUUCAAGAAAUCAUCCCAGACUCAACUACGGUUGAGAAUAUUUCGAUCGAAAAAGUAUUUCCCAGCUCUAAUGUGUUUUCGUUUCACCAAAGUUACUAUCGUUUUGGAAAACUAAAUACGCCGGAACCGCUUGCUGAGAGGGUGGCUAAGACUGAACAGCAGGUUCCAGACAACUCGUUAUACGUGAAUUUAGGCUUGCAGGACAUUAAUCCUGAAGACGUGUUUCCAAGCAACCCCCUGGUUGGUUUAAAACUUAUUUCACCAGCAGUCGUAACUCCCACUUUGGAGGAAAACAAUUCAAAUCAGCAAUUGGAGAACACUGAAACGAUGAGUGCUCGUCCGGAAAAAACUGAUAAAACUCGCGAAGAGAUACUUGCCGAGCGUGAAGCAAAGAAGGCGGCGAAGUUGAGCGCAAAAAAUAAGAACAAGGACAAGACGGUACUGCCACAAGCAGCCCAGCAGCAAAAGCAGCAGCCUACUAAGGCAAGUGAUUCGCCAAAGGCUCCUGUAGAAUUAUCAAAAUCCGGUACAGAUGGAAGUAUCUGUGAAAAGCUAAAGGAGCUGCACAUAAGUGAUGGCCCUGUUAAAAAAGAAAAGAGCGAUGCAAAAACUGCGACUCAACCGGAUUCAGUUGUUACCGGCGAGUCAAAGGAGCUGACAAAAGCGGAACGUAAAGCACAAUUUGAAGCAAAGAAUCUGUCGCUAACGAAAAAGGGCACUGAAGGUGCUAAACCCACGCUGACGAAAGCCGAACGAAGAGCUAUCCAAGAGGCGCAACGAGCCGCAAAGGCGGAAGCACAGCAAAUCAAGAAACGAGAUCAGGCACCCACAUCAGGCGAUGUGACGAAGAAAAAUGCUGCCAAUCAGCCUAAGAGUAAUAAAACUGCUACUCAGGCAGUCAAGAAAAGUGUUACCCUCGGUGUCGUUGGUGCCGGCGGACCUCCACGGAAGCACAUCGUUAAUCUUUUUAACCAUCUCUAUCAGCCAAAGUUUGCGGCGGCCGAGAUUGUGAAUUCGCCCUCACUUCAUCCGGCUGUUACAAAGCUUGGCAUACAGUACGCCGAAGGGUCCGUCGUUGGUUCGAAGGCGCGCUGUCUCGCCCUACUGAAGAUGCUGAAUCUAUUAAUCCACGACUACGAAACGCCGCCAGAGAAGGAGUUUGGGCGCAGCUUCGAGGAAACGCUCAAUACUUCCGCCUCAUUCCUGCAGCGUUGUCGACCAUUUUCCGUCUCGAUGACUAACGCGCUGCGACACGUGAAAAUGUACGCCCGGCAGCUGGAUAGCAAGGUGUCCGUGUCGGAGCAGAAAGAGUUCCUACUGGAAUCGAUCGAAUCGUACAUUCGGGAUCAGAUCGAGAAGGCGGAAGAAGCAAUUUGCAUUUCGGUGCAGGAAAAAAUCUUCGAUGGGGACGUCAUUCUUACUUAUGGAUGUUCGUCACUUAUAAAACAUAUUCUGGAGGAAGCGAACCGGCGAUCGAAAAACUUCCGAGUCAUCAUCGUGAAUGCGCGCCCACGGGAGGAAGAACACGCUAUGCUCGAACAGUUGGUACAGCAGGGUGUCAAAUGUACCUGUGUUUUGAUCAAUGCGGUCAGCUACGUUAUGCCGGAAGUAACGAAGGUGUUACUCGGGGCGCACGCUCUCCUCGCCAAUGGAUCGGUUAUGAGUCGCGUCGGAACGGCGCAGAUUGCGCUUGUGGCCAAAUCUUACAACGUGCCCGUGCUGGUCUGUUGCGAAACGCACAAAUUCACCGAACGCGUACAGACGGACGCUUUCGUUUACAAUGAAAUUGGAAAUCCAAACGAUCUCGUCCUUCCACCACGGACGCGCGAUCUCUCCGAGACGAAACCAAUGUUGGCUGGUUGGGAAACACUCACUUCGCUCACUAUACUGAACUUGCACUACGAUGUUACACCCCCGGAACUGGUAACAGCUGUCGUCACCGAGGUAGCGAUACUUCCCUGUACCAGCGUACCGGUUAUUUUGCGAAUUAAACCGUCGGAUGUGACUUAUUGAAUGAAUCGACGAAUCUUAUCAAAAACGAGGCGGCGAUGAAAAUGUA